AUGAAAACCCAUAGCAAUAAUAAUAAUAGUGUGUAUUCUGUUAGUUUAUCAGAAAAUGAAAAUAGUGUAAUAGGAAAAAGUAAAGUAAACCUAGACAAUAUAAAGAAUAUAUAUAAAUAUGAUAAAUAUUCUAAUUAUAUUAAUACAGUUAAAAAUAAGAAAGUCGAAGAAGAAAUAGAUAAAAUAUAUAAAGAAAACAGUGAAAUAGAAAGUGAUAUUGAAGCAAAUAAAAUAAGUAGUGAUAUUUCCGUUACAAGUAAGAAUAAUUUUAAAGAAACCAUAAAAAAUUCUAUAAAGAAUGGAAAAAGUUUUAUUACUAGAUACAAAAAUUUAUUUGCAAAAGAGAGAAAUAUAGUUGAGGAUAUGAAAGAUGAUAAAAAUAAUACAUUAAUAAAUAAAAUCGAUAAAUAUGAUAAAAAUAGUUUACUUAUUAAAAUUAAAGACAAUGAUUCCGUAAUCGAUAGUGAUAAUCAUUCUUUCAAUAACUUAAAACAAAAAAAUAGAAAUUAUAGUAAUAGUAAUAUUGAUAUUAAUAAUAGUGGUAAUAGUGAUAUUAGUAACAGUAGUAAUAUUGAUAAUGAUAAUGAUAAUGAUAAUGAUAAUAAUAAUAAUAAUAAUAGUAAUGAGGAGGAAGAGAAUGAUUACACUCAUACGAAAGAUAAGAAAUUAUCUAGUUAUAUAAAUAGUUCUAAGAGAAAAUUUUAUGCACUCGAUAAGUUAAAAACAAAUAGGCAUCUAGAUUUAGAAACACAUGAAUCAUAUUAUAAAUCUAAUAAAAAACAUAGUUCUAGCAGACAAAUUUCAGAAGAUAUUCCAAGUUCUGUUAUUAAGAAACUAAAGGACAGGAUUAAGGGAAACAAGGAUUCACUAAUUUCUGAUAAUAAAAAGGUAGACGACAAAAUGAGUAAUUAUGAAUAUUAUAAAAAUAAUAUGAACCCAGGGGAAUACUUGAGCAAUUUGAAGGAAGCUAAUAUGAAGAAUAUGGUUAUUAGAAAUGAUGAAAAUAAAGAGAAAAGUUUUAUGUACAAUAGAAAUAGGAUAUAUAAUAAAGGAAAUAUUAAUAAUAAUAAUACUGAAAAUAUGUACAAUAAUAAUAAUAAUAAUAAUAUUAGAUAUAAUUCUACUACAAAUCCUAUGGAUUUAGUAGAAACUAAUAAUGCAAAUAAAAUUAUAGAUAUGAAUUUGUUAUAUAAUAAGGAUAUUGAUACAUUGAAUAGUAAUGGGUCUGCAUAUAUUGAUGCUAAUAAAUUAAGUGUUUUACAAGAGAAAUAUAAAAAUAGCCUUUUCUAUGAAAAAGAACUAGCUAAUAUAAAAGAUAUAAACCAGAAGGAAGGCAAUCAGUUAAAGAGUGAAAAUAAUAAUGAGAAAGGGUAUUUAAAUAAUCUGAAGAAUGAAGUGAGAAGUAAUUAUUUAAAUAAUCUUUUAAACAACAGAAAUGUGAAAGAUAAAUAUGAAAGUGAACAAAAAUUUAAUAUAUCUAAUGAAAAAGAAAUGCAAGAUACUUGUAAGACGUUAAAUUAUAAUAAUGAUAUUAAUAAAAGAGAUAAUGAAAAUAAUAUAAUAAAUAAUAAUACGAAACAGUUAAUCAUAGAAAAUUUAAUGAAUAUGAAGAAUAAUGGAGAGGAAAAUAAAAAUGGUAAUAAGUUUAAUAUGAAUGAUGUUCGAAAUAAUUAUAUUGAUUCUCAUUAUAAGGGUAAAGAUAUUUUAAAUUAUGAUUAUAAAAAUGUUCAUCAUAAACGUUCAAGUUCAAGUAACGUAAAUAUAAGAAAAUUGGAAACAGAAAAGGUUAAUAAUUAUUUAAAUUAUGUGGAUGAUACACAAGCAAAAAUUAGUUAUUAUCAAGAGAAGACAAGAGAUACAUCUAACAAUGGCGUUUCACGUUAUGAUAAAUAUUUGAAGUUAAAGAAUGAGAGUAAUUUGAAUUUUUUGAAAAAUAAAAUGAUGGAUCUAAAUGUUAAUGAAUUUAACAAUAGAACAAUGUAUAGAGUAGAUUUUAUGAAUAACAAGAAUGAAUUUGAUGAUAAUAAGGGAAGAAAUAGUAAUUUAGACCACGUGAAUAAUAAUGAUAAUAUGAAUAAUAAUAAUAAUAUGAAGAAUAAUGUUAAUAUGAAUAAUAAUAAUAAUAAUAAUAAUAAUAAUGAUAAUAUGAAUAAUAAUAAUGAUAAUAUGAUUAAUAAUAAUGAUAAUAUGAUUAAUAAUAAUGAUAAUAUAAAUAAUGCUAACAAUUUUAAUAAUUAUGGAGAAAAAAACAAUUCUAUAUUCCCUAAUGGAGAUGUUUCAAUACAUAACAAUACUUUAAAUUCUAAUAAUAAACAAGAUAUGUCUAAUUUAAGAAAUUUUGAUCUUAACGAAUUGAGAAAAAAGCAUCUGAACAAUUAUCAUAAAAUUUCUGAUAAAGAAAGUAUUUAUAUGAAUAAUAAAAAUGACGAGAUAUUUAUAGAUAACAAUAAGAUAGAAAGUUAUCAAUUAAAUAUGCUAAAUGAGAAAAAGAACAAGGAAAAUUCUUUGAUUCAUAAUAAUGAAGAAUUAUUUUCUUUUGAUAGAAAUUUCAAGAAAAAGAAUGAUUUUAAAAAUAUUGUUUGUGUGUGUCAAGCUAGUAAGCAGAUGGCUAGGUUGCAAGUUCAUAUGGAGGAAAAUCGCCAAAUGCUAGAAACUGAAAAGAACCUAAUGAAAAAAAGAAAAGAUAAUUUUGAAAAAAAGGUUGAGAUGCUAUCAGAUAAAGAAAAGGAAAUUGAGAAGAUUCAUUCCCAGAUAAAGGAAAAAGAAAUGCUUGUAGAUAAAAAGAAAAUGGAUAUUGAAGAAAAAGAAAAGUAUGUUAAUUCUAUAAAAUUAAAAUAUGAUAAUGCUCAAAAAGAGUUAUUAGAUAAAAUGAAUGAAUGCAUAACUAUCGAAAAUAAAUGUAAAAGUAAAUUAUAUGAAUAUGAUGAAAAAUUUGGUCAGUUUAAUAAAAAAAUCAAAGAAAUGGAAGAACGAGAAAAGGAAAUAGAUAACGAAAGAAGAAAUAUAGAAAGAAAAGAAAAUUUUCUAAAUCAUACUAAAAAAGAGUUAGAAGAAGAGAAAUUGAAUAAUAUGAAAGAAAAGAAUGAAUUGGAAAUGUUGAAAAAAGAAUUAGAAUCUUUAGAAAAAGAAAAGAAGCAAAUUAUUGAAUGUGAAUAUAAUAAUCUACAAAACAAAGAAGAAGAAAUACAAAGAAAUGAACGAAAUAACUUAAUAAAACAAAAAGAAUUAAAUAGUAGAAUGGAUAGAUAUAAUGAAUUACUUGAAGAUUUAAAUAAAAAGAGAAAAGAAUUAGAAAUGGAAAAAAUGAAAUUAUUAGAUGAUGUACAAGAAGAAAGAAUAAAAUUUCUUAAUGAAAAAAAUAAUAUGCAAAAGGAAAAAGAAAAUGAAAUCAAUUAUAUGAAAGAAGAAUUACGAAAGGAACGAAUAUUAAUGAUUGAGGAAGUCGAAAAAAUGAAAGUCAUAAUGUUAGAAGAUAUUGAGAAAAAUAAAGAAAAGAUGAUAAAAAAUGUGGAAAAGGAAAAUGAAAAAUUAAAAGAUGAAAUUGAAAAGGAAAGACGUAACAUGAUACAAAAUUUGGAAGAAGAGAAAAAAGAAUUCAAACUUUAUUUGGAACAAAAAUAUAAAGAAAAUUUCGAAAAUGAAAAAUCAGGUUUAGCAAAAAAAUUUGAUGAAGAAAAUGAAAAGUUACAAAACGAAAUUGGGAAUGAAAAAAGAAAACUUCAUAAAGAACGUGAUAAUUUUGAAGAACAAAAAAAAAUAUAUGAAGAAGAAUUUAGAAAUAAAUGUGAAAAAUAUGAAGAAAGUAUACAAAAGAAAUAUGAUGUGUUAGAAGAAGAUAAGAAUAAGAUGAAAUAUUUGAUUAUAAAAGAACAAGAAGAAUUAGAAAAUUAUAAAAAAAACAUUUACUUAGAUAUUGAAGAAGAAAAAGAAAAAUUAUAUGUUCAACAAGAAAAAUUAAAUUUAGAAAAAGAAAACUUGUUAGUAGAAAAGGAACAAAUCGAAAUUGAAUUAAAGAAUUAUAAAAAUUUCAAAGAAAAAGAAGAAAACGAUAUAAAGAUAAAGAUUAUCAAUUUAUCACAGCAACAAGAAGAUUUAAAUAAGGAAAAGGAAAAUAUUGAAAAGGAAAAGGAACAAAUUGAGAAAAGAAAAUAUGAUUUAGAUGAAAGAGAAGAAAGUCUAAAUAAUGACAAGGCUCAAAUGGAAGAAUCUCGUAAAAUUUUUGAUGAACAAUUAGAUAAGAUAAAAAAAAAUAAAGAAGAAUUAUUAAAUUAUGACAAGGAAUUGAAAAAUAGAGAAAUUCAUUUAAUGGAAAAGGAAAAGGAAUAUAAUAAGAAACUGGAAGAAUCAAAUAAGAAAAAGGAAUCAUUAAAUUCAUUUGAUGUAGAGUUGAAGGAAUAUAGUUCUAAAUUACAAGAAAGAGAAAAGAAGCUUAAAGAAAAAAAAAACGAAUUACAGAAGGUUAAAGAUCAAUUGGUUAAUUAUAAAAAUAGUUUAAAACAAAAAGAAAUGCAAUUACAAAAUAUUGAAAAACGUGAAAAGGAAUUAUUAGAUGAGCAAACUGUUAUACAAAUAGAUCGAAAUAGUUUAGAAGCCGAGAAAAAACAAUUUAUUUUAACGAAAGAGAAGCAUAUAAAGGAUACGGAAUUUAUACAAGAACAAUUAAAACUAUUACAUGAGCAAUUAAAAAAUAAAGAGAAAUCAUUAAAAGAGAAAGAAAAUGAAAUAAAUUUAUUAAGUAAAUUACAAGACUGUAGAAACAAAAGUGGUAAAGGUGCUAUAAUAUCCUUAAAACAUUUGGAAAAUAGAAAAGUUAGUACAAAUUUAUCUAGAACAAGUAACGCAAGAAAUAGAGGAGUAAAGGUUAAGGCAAUUGGUAAAAAUAAAUUUGAUUUGAUAAGAAGAAGAAAUAGAAAAAAAAGUAUAAAUUUUAAUUAUAACAAUUUAGAGAUUAAUAAUAGUAUUCAAUAUAUAGAUAGUAUGAUAAAUGAAAAUUUUAAAAACAAGGGUUUUUUAAAGUAUAAAAAUGACAAUUUGAUAAUAUCGGAUGCAAAUUAUGUAUCUAAUAAUGUUGAUAAGGAUGCUGCUUCGUCUUAUUCGAUGAAUAAUAAGAAAAUGGAUUCUAAAUUAUUGAAUAAUAAAGAUACAAAUUUGGUAGAUAAAACGGAUAAUGUGAGUGUUAUAUAUAUGGAUGAUAGUAUGAAUGAUAAGGUAAGUUAUAGUAAGAGUGGUAUUAAGGAAAAUAGGGGUAUAUCAAACUAUGCACACAUUACAAAAAAUAAUGGUAACAACAAUAAUAAUGAUAAUAAUGAUAAUAAUGAUAAUAAUUAUAAUGAUAAUAAUAAUAAUAAUAAUAACAAUAAUAAUAAUAAUAAUAACAAUAAUAAUAACAAUAAUAAUAAUAAUAAUAAUAAUAAUAAUAAUAAUAACCAUGACAAUAAUAAUAAUAUGGACUAUUAUAAUUAUGGGGGUGAUAAAUAUAAUGAAAAAAAAGAUGAUUUUUUGAAUAAUGAUUAUCAGAAUUAUGAAAAGAACUAUCUAAAGAAUGAUAAUAAAUAUGAUUAUGAUGAUAAUCAAAAUGGAUUCUCAACUACUCUACCCAGAGACAUGUAUGAAGAGAACCAAUUUUAUAAUAAUGAGGAAGAAAAGAAAAGACCAUACAGAAGAGAAAAAGAACUUGGUAAUAACAUACAUCAGGGUGAUAAGAUAAAUCAAAAUAAUACAUAUAAUAAUAGUUAUAAUAGUUAUAAUAUUAAUAAUAUAAGUACCAACAUAAAGAUGGGAAAGAGCAGUUUUAACGAUACGUUAAAUAAUAAAAAUAGCCCAUCACGUUUGAAUUAUAAAAACAACAUUGAACAUGAUGAAAAUAAUAUAAUGACAUCAUUAAAUGUAAAUAAUUUAAUUGAAUCUGAUUUGAUAGAUAUUAAAAGUAAUAAUUUUGAUUAUUAUAAGGAUAAUGAAAAUAAUAAAUAUGAUGGUAGUAUGAUGUUGGCAAAUUAUGAGCAAAAAGCACAAGAUAUGACAAUGGAUGUAAUAGAUGAAUAUAAUAAUAAUUAUAUAGAAAAGGAAUCUAAUAAAGGAAAUGCAUCCAUUGAUAAUAUUAAUAAGAAUAUUAAUUGUAUUAAUAAUGAUGUCGAUAAUAUAAAUAGUAAUAUAAAUAAUAUAAAUGAUAAUAUUCAUAAAAUAAAUAGUAAUGUAUAUGGAAAUGAUAUGUCGAGAAAUUAUGCAAAUAAUUCAAAUGAAAAGAAUGUAAAAAUAAAUAAGAAAAACGAAAGCUCUUUGAAUACAAUUGAUAAUUUAGUUAAUAAAAAUAUGCAGUCGAUAAAUCAUUUUUCUAGCUUAAUGCAGAGCAGUAAGCAUAACAAAAUGUCACCUAAUAAAGGAAAGUUAAAUGUUGCUACUGAUAAGAAUGGAAGCAAUGAAAAAAAUAAUAUGAAUGGUAAAAAUAAUAUGACUGAUAGGAAUAAUAUGAAUGAUAGAAAUAAUAUGAAUAGUAAAAAUAAUAUGAAUAGUAAAAAUAAUAUGAAUAGUAAAAAUAAUAUGACUGAUAGAAAUAAUAAUAAUUAUUAUUAUAAUAAUAGGAAAGGUAAAAAUAAUGAAUAUGAUAAUUACCAUAAUAAUAACGAUGAAAUGACUAGAAAAGAAAUAAGUAAUGAUAACUUCCUUAACAAUGAAAAUGAUUCUAUGAAAAAAGAACAUAAUUUUAACGAAUUUCUAGAGGAAGAAUAUAAUAAUAUGAAUGAGCAUCAUCAUUAUAGUGAUGUAGAAAGGAUUGCAGGAAAGAAAAAAAAUUAUAGUAAUAAUAAGACAUUGGAUAAAUUAUAUGAAUAUAACAAUAAAUAUAAUGAAAAAAGGUCGAAUAGAAAUGUAGACUCGAAUGUUCAAAUGAUAAAUAGUAAAAGAGAGAACGUUCAAUUUUUUGAAGGGAAUAAAAAUAUUGAUAUUUCUUUUAUUCCUCGUACACCACAUUCAUUAAAUAAAUCGAUAGAAGAAAAUAAUGGAUAUAAUAGUGACAGUAAUCUAUUAUGUAGUCAUAAUUUUGUACACAACGAAAAUGAAAUGCUUAGAAAAAUUAAUUCACAAAUGAGUAAUUAUGAAGAUCAUGAUAAUAAGUAUAAAGCACGUAACAAUAGUAGUAAUAUAUACCUAAAUAAUAAUAAUAAUAAUAAUAAUAGUAAUAGUAAUUAUGUUCAUAGAAAUAAUGUAAAACCAAAUAUAGUGAAGAAAUUUAAUAGGGCGAAAGAAGAAGAAGACCAAGAACAAGAACAAGAACAAGAUGCAAUUGCACAUGGAAAGAGUGGGUACAUGAAAAAUAAUACAAAUGUAUACAAACAAGAAAUGAUUAUUGAAAAUUCAAAUAAUAUGAAUAAGGUUAAUUAUAAAAAUAAUGAUGAUCAUAAAAACAAUAUGAAUAUAACUUACUUAAAAAAGUCCCAUAUAAAUCAAAUGUCAUCAUUCAAAGAAAAAGAAAAAGAAAAAGAAAAAUCAAAUUUUAGGAAUCCAGAAAAUAAUAAAUAUUCUAAUAAAAAUAAUACAAGCAACACUAAAUUUUUAAGCAAUAUCAAAUCAAAUAGUCAUAAUAAUAAUAAUAAUAUGAAUGCACCAAAUGAGCAGAAAAAUACAAAUAUGGUAAGAAUAAAAGGAUUUAUGAAGGGGAUACAACAAAAUAAUAAGAUACCUAAUGAUAUAAAAUUUAACAAUGAUGAAUAUAUGAACCGUAAAAAAAAUUAUGAAAACAAACACGAAAUAAAUAGUAAUAAUAUAAUAGAACAACUUGAUAAAACGUUAAUGAAUAAAUCAAUUAUAAUGAAUAAAAACAAAAAAAAGUUUGAUAAAAAGUGA
Messenger RNA from Plasmodium falciparum 3D7, 7839 nucleotides. RefSeq lists its product as uncharacterized. Lineage: Eukaryota; Apicomplexa; Aconoidasida; Haemosporida; Plasmodiidae. The record is from RefSeq and is a predicted model, not a curated record.